Epinephelus moara (kelp grouper) is the source of this 2822-nucleotide messenger RNA. RefSeq names its product timeless interacting protein (gene tipin). The record is from RefSeq and is a predicted model, not a curated record. Gene Ontology annotation, cellular component: nucleus; replication fork protection complex. Lineage: Eukaryota; Metazoa; Chordata; Actinopteri; Perciformes; Serranidae. Gene Ontology annotation, molecular function: DNA binding. Gene Ontology annotation, biological process: DNA damage response; replication fork processing; DNA replication checkpoint signaling. The coding region runs from base 80 to 1420 and encodes 446 amino acids. The transcript has 8 exons.
GUACCGGAAGUUGGUGUCGCUAGCUUGGUACUGUUUGUUGCUUGUGUCACCGGACAGCUCGUAACGGGACUUACACACCAUGGAGGACGGCCUGUUGGACAUUCCUGACAACAACAGCUUCGAGGAUGAAGCUUUCCCUCCCCUCCCACCGCCUCACUCCCCGGGACAGGGAGGACAGGAGGACGGAGACCCUUUUGCAGAUGGGGACAACGAUGGCGAUGUGUCCAAGCUGGCUGACGUUCCUGCUGCUAAGAGGAAAGGAGUGAAGAGGCCGCAGCCCAAACUGGACUCUCAGAGGCUGAUCUCAGAGAGAGGACUUCCAGCUCUGAGGACGCUGUUUGAUAACGUCCAUUUCAAAGGCAAAGGACACGAGGCUUCAGACCUGAAGCUGCUGAUGCAGAAGAUGGAGAACUGGGCCCACAGGUUGUACCCCAAACUGCAGUUUGAAGACUUCAUUGACAGAGUGGAGAAGCUCGGCGCCAAGAAGGAAGUGCAGACGUGUCUCAAACGGAUCCGACUGGACAUGCCGCUGACACAUGAAGACUUUAUGGGCGGUGAAGAAGAAGUGCCUCCUGAAUCACAUGACUUUGGGGAUCCAGAUCCGUUUAAUGAAGCAAGCUUUAAUAACCUGCAAGCGCCGAUCCACUCCACCCCGGCUCCAGCUGCUCCACCUGCUCCAUCCACUCCCUCUCCAGCUGCCCCCUCCCUGACCGAGGAGCAGCGUAAACGCAUGGAGCUGAACAGACAGCGCGCCCUGGAGAGGAGGCUCGCCCGCCAGCAGCAGCACACAGAUCCCUCUGACUCUCAGACUGUUGACUCGUCAGUAGAUGAACCCACGUCUGUCUCCUCUGCAAACGUCCUCAGUGAUUCAAAAGAUCAGGAUGAGGAGGGUUUAGACCUGGAGCCAGUCAGCAGCAGCACACAGCAGCACAGCCAGCCUCCACACACACUCUCUGAGGCUGCUGCUGAAUCUGCUCAGGCUGAGGAAGAGGAAGAAUCCAACCUCAGCACCGUCAAACAACCCAGUGAGCUCCCACAGACACACUCUGAGGCUGUUGAACCUGCUCAGGCUGAGGAAGAGGAAGAAUCCAACCUCAGCACCGUCAAUAAACCCAGCCAGCCUCCACACACACUCUCUGAGGCUGCUGUUGAACCUGCUCAGGGUGAGGAAGAGGAAGAAUCCAACCUCAGCACCGUCAAUAAACCCAGCCAGCCUCCACACACACUCUCUGAGGCUGCUGUUGAACCUGCUCAGGCUGAGGAAGAGGAAGAAACUGCCCUCAGCACCGUCGAACAACCCAGUGAGCUCCCACAGACACACUCUGAGGCUGCUACUGAACCUCCUCAGUGUGAGGAAGAGGAAGAAACUGCCCUCAGCACCAACAAUAAACCCAGCAAUGAGUGUGAGGAAGGAGAGUAAUGCUCAGGUGCAGCACACACUCUGAAAUCAAGAGCUGAAAACUGUACAGACAGAGUUUUCUUUGGACAAGAACUAAACUUAAAUCGUCUCCUUGUAGCCUGUAAAGAGGAACUUAAUUCAGAUUCAGAACGCAGUUCUCCUCGUUCCUCUCUGAUGUUUAUCAUUAAGCGCUGAUCCUUCAUCUGUCGUCGUGUUUGUUGUUGAACUGGAACUGAAUAUUUCCUUUUCAGAUUUUUCCAAGUAUUUACAUUUAUUUUGUUUGACUGACUGACAGCAGUGCAUCAGGCUCCUCUGGCUCCUCCUCCUGCUCCUAAUGACUCCACCACACCUGAAUGAAACCAACCAAUCAGUGCUCAGGAGGAGUCUCUAACAGAGGAGGAGGAGGAGGAGCUCUGCAAACACAACAAACACAGUCGCUCAGAAAAAAACACCAGCGAUGAUAAAACUGUUCGACAGAUGAGUAAACAGAAGACCAGUGGUAGAAAGCUUCACAGAAGAAGACGGUCUCGUGUUAACUCGUCCUCUCUGUGUGUGAUGUUGUGCACGAGCAGUGAUUGACAGCUGUGUCACACUCAGACCACACUACCUGUGUGAGCCGAGCGUGACGACUUCUUCACUGAGCUGCUGUGGCUCUCAUGCGUGCAGCGUUCACUCAGACAGCGGCGCUGCUGCUUUAAUGACUGUAUUUACACAGUUACCAGCUGUUACUGCUCAGACAGGUGUCAGAGACUCCUCUUGGCUCUGAUUGGUUGUUAUAUUCAGGUGUGGUGGACUCCUGCAGAUGUCAUCAGGAGCGAACCUGAUCAUCCGUUUGAUGUUCUGCAGUCAGGAUCCAGUGACAGUUUGAGCAACAAGUAGCUGUGAUGUCAGGAACUACAGACGAGUCGAAGAGAGCCUCGGCCUGUUUAUGUGGUGAUGUCAUCGAUGCAGCCUGUGAGGUCACUGUGACCACGUUCAAACCUUUCAUCUUCUCUGGAGCUUCAGCUGAAGAAACUUAGUCAGUACUUUUAUAAAAUGACAAUAAAUGAUUUCUCACAAAAUGAAGCUUUUCAGUUUCUUCACUCAUCUGUGCACGACUCCUCAUCUUCCUCAUCUAGCCUUAUAUUACAGCUGUGUGUUCUGUGCUGCUGUCCCUUUUCCCUCCAUUAUAGACCUGCCCAGGUGUGCUGCGUUAGUUACCGAGGUGCAGCACACCUGGCAUGGAGGAGGUGUUUAGGAGCUCCUGUGUCAGCAGCAGAGGAGAGAGGCCUCUGGUGUGGGGACUGCAGGUUUUAAGAUCUUGCCACUUUGUAAUUUUGCCUUUUUUAUUUUUGGUGGUAACCCUGAGUGGGGGCACGCUUUGGUGUGUUACAGUUGGCUCCUUCUUUGGAGUUCUGCGACGCACUGAGUUCAGCGUUUAAAG